This is a messenger RNA of Dovyalis caffra, 6462 nucleotides long. The record is from the annotation of a GenBank genome assembly. NCBI's taxonomy places the organism in Eukaryota, Viridiplantae, Streptophyta, Magnoliopsida, Malpighiales, Salicaceae.
AUGCAAUCUGGUGGUGCUGGAGGUGGGCCCAGUCGGGUAGGGCCGGCUGGGCGUGCGGGGUCCACAUCAUCAGCUGCAGCAUCGCCUUCUUCUUCGUCAUCGUCUGCUGCUGUAUGGAACCUUCAGUUGGGGUUUGAUUCAGUACAUCAGCAGCAACAGCAACAGCAACAACAGCAGUCUAGGCAGCAACAAUUACUUAGAAAACCUGAAGGAAAUGAAGCCCUUCUAGCUUAUCAAGCUGGAGCUCCUCAAGGAGUUAUGGGAGGGAACAAUUUUGCUUCAUCCCCAGGCUCAAUGCAAAUGCCUCAACAGUCCAGGCAAUUCUUUGAUUUGGCUCGACAGCAUGGUUCCUCCCAGGAUGGACAGAAUAGGAAUCAAGGUGUUGAGCAACAGGCUUUGAACCCAAUUCAACAGGCAUAUCUUCAAUUUGCUUACCAGGCCGCCCAACAAAAGUCAGCUUUGCCAAUGCAGUCUCAACAACAAGCUAAAAUAGGAAUGAUGGGCCCUUCUGCUGGUAAGGAUCAGGACAUGCGGAUGGGAAAUUUGAAAAUGCAGGAACUCAUGUCCAUGCAGGCGGCCAAUCAGGCUCAGGCAUCAUCUUCAAAGAACUCAUCUGAGCAUUUUUCUCGUGGUGAAAAGCAGGUGGAACAAGGUCAGCAGCUAGCCUCUGACCAGAGGAAUGAUCAAAAGUCUCCAAUUCAGCCUACUGCCAUUGGACAACUAAUGCCUGCAAAUGUUACGAGACCUAUGCAGGCACCACAGGCUCAGCAAAACAUCCAAAACAUGGCGAACAACCAGCUCGCCAUGACUGCACAGUUGCAAGCAAUGCAAGCGUGGGCACUUGAGCGCAACAUUGAUCUGUCACAACCUGCAAAUGCCAACUUGAUGGCACAGCUUAUUCCAUUCAUGCAGGCAAGGAUGGCUGCACAGCUAAAGGCAAAUGAAAGUAACAUUGGUGCACAGUCAUCACAUCUCCCUGUGUCAAAGCCGCAGGUUGCUUCUCCAUCGAUUGCAAGUGAGAGUUCUCCUCGUGCAAAUUCUUCAAGUGAUGUCUCUGGGCAGUCUGGCUCUGCGAAAGUUAGGCAAACUGUUCCAUCUGGUCCCUUUGGCCCAACUUCUAGUGGAGGCAUGUUGAAUAACCCUAACAACCUUGCAAUACAGCAGCAGGCUUUUCACAACAGAGAGAACCAAGCACCUCUUCGACAGGCAGCUGUGCUUGGCAAUGGAAUGCCUGCAAACACAGGCCAAGGUGCAGACCAGACUUUGCCUUCAAAAAAUGCAUUAAACAGCCCAGAAAUUUCACAGACACAGCAAUUCAGGCAAAUUAAUCGAUCUUCUCCACAAUCUGCUGGUCCUUCUAAUGAAGGAGGCUUGGGCAACCACUUCUCUUCACAAGGUGGGCCAGCUGUCCAGAUGACACAACAGCGCACUGGGUUCACUAAACAGCAGUUGCAUGUUCUGAAAGCACAAAUUCUAGCAUUUAGACGACUGAAGAAAGGAGAAGGUACUCUUCCACAAGAGCUUCUUCGAGCUAUUGCUCCACCACCCCUUGAGUUGCAGCUGCAGCAACAACUACCCCCUGCAGGAGGAAGUCAUCAGGACAGAGGAAGUUUUUCUGGCGAUGAGAAAGCAACUCUCUCAACCAUUCAUAUGCAAAAGGCGCCGGCUGUGAUGAAGGAACCCACACCCUUGGUGGCUUCUGGUAAAGAAGAGCAGCAAACUGCCACUUGUCCUGUCAAGUCAGACCAGGAGAGUGAGCAAGGACUUCAGAAAACUCCGGUCAGAAGUGAUUUUGCAGCAGAUAGGGGAAAGGGCGUUGCAUCACAGUUUCCUGCAUCUGAUGCUAUGCAAGCUAAGAAACCUGCACAAGCAAGCACUGUGUCCCAACCGAAAGAUGCUGGCUCUGCUAGAAAGUAUCAUGGACCAUUAUUUGAUUUUCCCUUUUUCACUAGGAAACAUGACUCUGUUGGCUCAACUGGGACGAUUAACACGAAUAAUAACCUUACAUUGGCCUAUGACGUCAAAGAUCUUCUUUUUGAGGAAGGCAUGGAAAUGCUUAACAAGAAAAGGUCAGAGAAUUUGAAGAAAAUCAAUGGUCUACUUGCAGUAAAUUUAGAGAGGAAAAGGAUUAGGCCAGAUCUUGUGUUGCGGUUACAGAUUGAAGAGAAAAAACUUAGGCUUUUAGAUCUACAGACACGUUUAAGGGAUGAAGUUGAUCAACAGCAACAGGAAAUCAUGGCAAUGCCUGAAAGACUAUAUAGGAAGUUUGUUCGGCUAUGUGAGCGUCAACGGAUGGACCUGACGAGGCAGGUACAGGCCUCUCAAAAAGCCAUUAGAGAGAAGCAAUUGAAAUCCAUCAUGCAGUGGCGCAAGAAACUUCUUGAGUCUCAUUGGGCCAUCCGUGAUGCACGUACUGCCCGUAACAGAGGAGUUGCCAAAUACCAUGAGAGGAUGUUGAGGGAAUUUUCAAAGAGAAAGGAUGAUGACAGAAAUAAAAGGAUGGAGGCAUUGAAGAACAAUGAUGUUGAAAGGUAUAGAGAAAUGUUGUUGGAGCAACAGACUAGCAUUGCAGGUGAUGCUUCUGAGAGAUAUGUUGUUCUUUCAUCAUUCUUGACCCAGACAGAAGAAUAUCUUCAUAAGCUGGGAGGCAAAAUAACAGCUGCUAAGAAUCAGCAGGAAGUGGAGGAGGCAGCGAAUGCUGCAGCAGCAGCUGCGCGACUGCAGGGCCUAUCAGAAGAAGAAGUGCGAGUAGCUGCAGCUUGUGCAGGUGAGGAAGUAAUGAUAAGAAACCAGUUUAUGGAAAUGAAUGCACCCAGGGACAGUUCAUCUGUUAACAAAUAUUACAAUCUUGCCCACGCUGUGAAUGAAAGGGUCGUAAGGCAACCAUCUAUGUUACGAGCUGGAACCUUACGAGACUAUCAGCUUGUUGGGUUGCAGUGGAUGCUUUCUUUGUAUAAUAACAAAUUGAAUGGAAUCUUGGCAGAUGAGAUGGGGCUUGGAAAGACCGUACAGGUGAUGGCAUUGAUUGCUUAUCUAAUGGAAUUUAAAGGAAACUAUGGACCACAUCUUAUAAUUGUUCCUAAUGCUGUUUUGGUGAAUUGGAAGAGCGAGCUACACAACUGGCUGCCAUCUGUGUCCUGCAUUUAUUAUGUCGGUGGAAAGGAUCAGCGGUCAAAAUUAUUUUCCCAAGAGGUUUCUGCAAUGAAAUUUAAUGUUCUCGUGACAACGUAUGAGUUUAUCAUGUAUGAUCGCUCGAAACUUUCUAAAGUUGAUUGGAAGUAUAUCAUAAUUGAUGAGGCACAGAGAAUGAAGGACAGGGAAUCUGUUUUAGCCCGUGAUCUUGAUAGAUAUCGCUGCCAGAGGCGCUUACUUCUCACAGGGACACCAUUACAGAAUGACUUGAAGGAGCUUUGGUCGCUAUUGAAUCUACUUCUACCAGAAGUUUUUGAUAAUCGUAAAGCGUUUCAUGAUUGGUUCUCAAAACCCUUCCAAAGGGAAGUUUCUAUGCAUGACGGAGAGGAUGACUGGCUUGAGACUGAAAAGAAGGUUAUCAUAAUACAUCGACUUCAUCAAAUUUUAGAGCCUUUUAUGCUCAGACGACGUGUUGAAGACGUGGAAGGUUCACUUCCUCCCAAGGUUUCCAUUGUCUUGAGGUGUAGAAUGUCUGCUAUCCAGAGUACAGUUUAUGAUUGGAUUAAAUCUACCGGCACUAUUCGAGUUGACCCUGAUGAUGAGAUGCGCAGGGUUCAAAAAAAUCCAGCAUACCAGGCUAAGGUGUAUAAAACUUUAAAUAACAGAUGCAUGGAGCUCCGAAAAACUUGCAAUCAUCCUUUGCUUAAUUACCCAUAUUUUAACGACUUAUCCAAGGAUUUCCUCGUUCAAUCUUGUGGGAAACUAUGGAUUCUGGAUAGGAUUCUCAUAAAACUUCAAAGAACUGGCCAUCGGGUACUACUCUUUAGUACCAUGACAAAACUCCUUGAUAUAUUGGAGGAAUACUUGCAAUGGCGCCAUCUGCUAUACAGAAGGAUUGAUGGAACAACUAGCCUCGAAGAUCGUGAAUCAGCUAUUGUUGACUUUAAUAGCCCUGGUUCAGACUGCUUUAUUUUCUUGCUUAGUAUUCGUGCGGCUGGUAGGGGUCUUAAUCUUCAGUCUGCUGACACAGUUAUCAUAUAUGAUCCUGAUCCAAACCCUAAGAAUGAGGAACAGGCAGUUGCUAGAGCCCACCGGAUUGGACAGACAAGAGAAGUGAAAGUAAUUUAUAUGGAAGCAGUUGUUGACAAAAUUUCUAGCUGUCAAAAAGAGGAUGAAUUAAGAAGUGGAGGUACAGUUGAUCUAGAAGAUGACCUUGUUGGUAAGGAUCGAUAUAUGGGUUCUAUUGAGAGCCUUAUAAGGAAUAACAUCCAGCAAUAUAAGAUUGACAUGGCUGAUGAGGUUAUCAAUGCUGGGCGUUUUGACCAAAGAACAACACACGAGGAGAGGCGAAUGACUUUAGAGACAUUAUUGCAUGAUGAAGAGCGGUAUCAAGAAACUCUGCAUGAUGUUCCAUCACUUCAAGAGGUAAAUCGCAUGAUAGCUAGGAGUGAAGAUGAGGUUGAAUUAUUUGAUCAAAUGGAUGAAGAGUUCAAUUGGACUGAGGAGAUGACUAGGUAUGAUCAGGUACCUAAGUGGCUUCGAGCCAGUACAAAAGAAGUGGAAGCUACUAUUGCUAUUCUAUCAAAGAAACCAUCAAAAGCGAUCCUUUUUGCUGAUGGUAUGGGUAUGGAAUCUGGGGAAAUGGAAACUGAAAAAAAAAGGGGGCGGCCAAAGGGGAAAAAGUCUCCUAAUUACAAGGAAAUUGAUGAUGAAAAUGGAGACUAUUCUGAGGCAAGUUCCGAUGAGAGAAAUGGUUAUUCUGCACAUGAAGAAGAGGGAGAAAUUCGAGAAUUUGAAGAUGAUGAAUCCAGUGAUGUUGUUGGGGCACCACCCAUUAAUAAGGACCAAUCAGAAGAUGAUGCUCCUGCAUGUGAUGGUGGCUAUGAGUAUCACCGAGCUGCGGAAAGCACUAGAAAUAAUCAGGUAUUGGAUGAAGCUGGUUCCUCAGGAUCAUCCUCUGACAGCCGAAAAGUGACACGAAUGAUCUCUCCUGUUUCUCCAAGGAAAUUUGGGUCUCUUUCUGCAUUAGAUGCAAGACCAGGAUCACUUUCCAAAAAGCCGGUAUGUUUCUUCUUUCUUUAUACUAAGUUUCUUCUAUCUCUAUACUUAAGAGGGGAAAUUGCGGUGUCUGGAGAUUCUCACAUGGAUCACCAGCAAUCUGGAAGUUGGAUACAUGAUCGUGAUGAAGGUGAAGACGAACAGGUUCUGCAACCUAAGAUAAAACGAAAACGUAGUAUUCGGCUUCGACCCCGCCAGCCUGUUGAAAGGCCAGAGGAGAAGUCUAGCAAUGAUGUGCAGCGUGGUGAUAUUUGUCUGUUGCCAUUCCAAGUGGAUCAUAAAUAUCAAGCACAGUUGAGGAAUGAUACUGAAAUGAAAGCAGCAGUAGAGCCUAGUGGAUUCAAGCAUGAUCAGAGUGAUUCCUCAAGAAGUAGACGAAGUUUACCUUCAAGAAGAAUAGCCAAAACAUCUAAGUUGCGUGCUUCACCAAAAUCUAGCAGACUGAAUUUGCAGUCUGCUCCGGCAGAUGAUGCUGCUGAACAAUCCAGAGAGAGUUGGGAUGGUAAAGUUCCAAGCACAAGUGGUGCUUCAAUGUUGGGCACCAAGAUGUCUGAUGUCAUCCAGAGAAGGUGUAAGAAUGUUAUUAGCAAGUUCCAAAGGAGAAUAGACAAGGAAGGGCAACAAAUUGUACCUCUUCUAGCUGAUUUGUGGAAACGGAUUGAAAAUUCUGGUUAUGUAAGUGGUGCUGGAACUAAUCUUUUGGAUUUACGGAAGAUUGAACAGCGUGUUGAUAGAUUGGAGUAUAGUGGAGUGAUGGAGCUUGUGCUCGACGUGCAAUUCAUGUUAAAGGGUGCAAUGCAAUUUUAUGGGUUCUCUCAUGAGGUCAGAACUGAAGCAAGAAAGGUGCAUGAUCUCUUUUUUGAUAUCUUGAAGAUUGCAUUUCCAGACACAGAUUUCCGAGAGGCCAGGAAUGCUCUCUCUUUCUCUAGCCCAUCAUCGACUUCCAUUUCUGCUCCAACUGCAAAACAAGCUGCUGCUCUUGGCCUAAGCAAGAGACACAAGUCAAUAAAUGAUGUAGAACCUGACAAUAGCACAACUCAUAAGCCAAUUCAGCGAGGAUCCAUUCCUACUAGUGAAGACGCAAGGAGGGUCCAUGUGCCCCAGAAGGAAACAAGGGUUGGGAGUGGAAGUGGCAGUAGUCGGGAACAAUAUCAGCUGGAUGAUUCUCCACUACACCCAGGGGAGUUGGUUAUCUGCAAGAAGAAGAGGAAAGACCGGGACAAGUCUGUAGUGAGGUCAAGGACUGGAUCAAGUGGUCCAGUCUCCCCCUAG